Molecule: messenger RNA, 1614 nt
Organism: Lineus longissimus
Lineage: Eukaryota; Metazoa; Nemertea; Pilidiophora; Heteronemertea; Lineidae
Product: THUMP domain-containing protein 1-like
Exons: 4
Coding region: 37-1191 (384 amino acids)
Biological process (GO): tRNA modification
Molecular function (GO): RNA binding
Source: RefSeq, a predicted model, not a curated record
CUCGAAAAUGGGGAGCAGCACCAUAAAUUUUCCAAUAUGAGUGCCAGAAACGACCGCAAAAGGAAGCGUCCCAAAUCGUAUUAUGUGAAGAGUGCGAAGCAAGCACGCGGUGGUGGCAAGCAGACGCUGACAGUCGGCAUAAAAGGCUUUCUGUUGACGUGUAACUUCCGCGAGAAGGACAGCGUGAGGGAGGCAUAUAAUCUGCUGAAUCAAUAUGCGGAUGAAAUGUAUGGACCUGAAGAGGACUUCCUGAAAGAGAAGAAGCAUGAUGAUGAAGGUUCUGAAGAGGAAGAGGAAGACCUUGAAGCUGCCUUGAAGAAGGAGGUCCAGGAGAUGAGAGAUGUCAAACCAAAAGACAGAAGAUUUCAGGUUGUCGACACAGGUGCCAAGAAUUGUAUCUUUGUCAGGACAACAGUCGACGAUCCUGGUGAAAUGGUCCACAAAAUCAUGUCGGACGUCUACGAGACGAAAACAAGCAAAGUUCGUCACAUUCAGCGCAUGUUGCCCAUCAGCCACACAUGCAAGGCGUACAAAGAUGACAUCAACGCGUUAAUGCCGACGAUAUUACAGCCUCAUUUAGAUAAAUAUCCCGGCGGACGUCCGUCAUUCUGUGUUGUGUUUAAAGUUCGGAACAGUAAUAGCGUUGGGCGGACGGACGUGUAUGAAGUUGUCGGGGACGUAAUGAUGGAUUGUCAGGUUGAUACGGUUAAUCCGGAUCUUGUUGUGAUAGUCGAGGUUAUUAAGACGGUUUGCUGCAUCAGUGUUGUUACGGACUAUUUCAAAUUUCGGAAGUUUAACAUGCAUGAGAUUGUUCAGAGGACAGUUGAUAGAGGUGCAGUGGGUGAAAAGACUGAGAAGGGUGUUGAGGGAAAAGGUGAGGAGAAGGCAGCAGGGGAAGUUGAUGUGGGUGCAGGAAAAGUUGGUGUGGGAGCAGACGUUAAUGUUGAUGUUGGGGAUGUGGGUAGUCAUGUUCUGGAUGGGGAGAAUGGGAAAAUGGUAGGUGAGGAGCCUGUAAAAGCCGAGGGGGAGGAAGAAAAGAUGUCAUCCGAGUCGUCAGCAGCAGUUGAUGGGGAUGAGGAAAAGGGGAAAAUAUUGGAUGGGAAUUCUGGAAAAGUUGAUGGUUGUGAAGAAAAGGGGAAAAUGGUUGAUGGGGAUUCGGGAACAGUUGAUGGGGACAUACAUGCAGAAUAGGUGUCAUCCGAGUCACUGGUCGUAGAAAACAACAAGAGGUUUGAUGGGGAAACUGCAUGACGUGCAGAGUGAAAUGAUAAAAAUGAUGGUUUAUUUAAAAAUAGGGUCUAUAGGUAGGAGCUUAGGGGUCCCAUGGUAUUAACUAAAUUCACAAUUCGGGUCUUGUACAAGCAAGAGUGUCUAUGUGAGAUACUAAAGACACCUGUUGGUCACUUGGCAAAACUUCAGCAGGCCUUCCAAGGCUCCUACUUUUACAUGUAAGUCUCACUCCGCAGGAUUGGGGAAGCAGCAGAAUUUUCAAAAGCAGCCACAAGUAGACAUGGUUUUUAGGGUCGAUGUAUUGAUCUGUAGUGUAUGCUAUGUUGUUACUGCCAUUGGUGUUCCUUGCUGUACUGAAUGGGACAUUUGCAUUUUGAAUGAAAU